AUGGCUCUGUCUGCGCACUGUUUGAAGAGUCUUGUGAAGGGGAUGCACACGAACAUGUCCUUGUGCACUCCCUGGCCUUGCGUAUUCGGAGCACAGUGGUACUGUGUCAGCGACUUCAAAGGACAGUCGCGGCUGGCCUCCGCAGGUAUACCGUCUAUCACAGGUGUAGGUGGUGCCAUCCCUAUGUAG
This is a messenger RNA of Nakaseomyces glabratus, 189 nucleotides long. NCBI's taxonomy places the organism in Eukaryota, Fungi, Ascomycota, Saccharomycetes, Saccharomycetales, Saccharomycetaceae. The record is from RefSeq and is a predicted model, not a curated record.